UAAAUGGAGGUGGUGGUAAUUCAGACUGACAGCUGCUUCAGUGUGUCACACACACAGGCACUGAGAUUGCACACAGUCCAUUAAGAUGGCAGGCUUAAGAAUUGCUUAUUUCUAAACGUCUCUGGAUACCUCACGUUUCCUGCAAAGACAGACAAGGAACAAUGUCGGGACCAAGACCCGUGGUGUUGAGCGGCCCCUCCGGAGCAGGGAAGAGCACUCUGCUGAAGAAGCUGAUGAAGGAUCAUGAGGGGGUGUUUGGAUUCAGCGUGUCACACACGACAAGAAACCCUCGACCAGGGGAGGAAGAUGGCAAAGGGCUGAACAAACUCCCUAUGCUUCUGGGGGCUACAUUACUUCCUGUAGCAGCCAUCUUUUCCUCUGAAACCUCAUUUUCGUGUCCAAAUGAAUCAGAACCACCAGAUAAAGACUAUCACUUCACGACAAGAGAGGCCAUGCAGGAGGGUAUCGACAAUGGAGAGUUCAUUGAGAAUGCAGAGUUUUCUGGCAACAUGUAUGGGACAAGUAAGGCUGCUGUGGAAGAUGUACGAGCUAAGAACCUGAUCUGCAUCCUUGAUGUGGAUAUCCAGGGCGUGAAGCGGAUCAAAGAAACUGACCUGAACCCCAUCUACAUCUCCAUCCAGCCUCCAUCCAUGGAAAUCCUGGAAAAACGUCUGAGAGAUAGGCAUACGGAGACAGAGGAGAGUUUACAGAAACGUCUUGAGGCUGCACGAAUUGAUAUGGAGCUUAGUAAGGAGGCUGGAGUGUUUGACAUUGUUAUCAUCAAUGAUGACCUAGAGAAGGCCUACGAGGAGCUGAAAGAAAUCCUUAAAGAGGAAAUCAACAAGGUUCAGGAGACCAAAUGAACCAAAACCAAUCACCCAGUUGUUUUGCUACUUGUGACUCUGAUCAGAGUAACUCAACCAGAGAUUGAACACAGUUCAAGAGAUCAGAGAAAAAAAAAAGCUUCUUCUUUCUAUUUAUGUCUCUUGCACCUUUGCAUUUUCCAUACAGGCCAUGAAAUGCUGGUGUCUUGAGUGAAAAGUUUUUAUUUCUAAAUGAGACUUUGUGUUCUAGUUAGAGAAAACAAAUAUGUGAUCUAUAUGUUUUAAUAUUUGAAAUCUAUUAAAUGUGACACUUUUCUUCUGGCCUCUAUUAAACACCUUUGGCACUUAUUUCCUUUAGCAAAUCUGGGUUUGCAAAUAGUUUUCCAUAAAUUAGAAGUUAUGGGUUCUUUUUGCUUCCUAAGAAGUUCUGAAGCAUAAAUAGAAAUCCUCAAAAUUAUUUAUAGGAGAUUUUUCUAAUAUUGUUAGGCUUGGAAUUAUCUGACCCACAGAAACACAGCAAGUAAGAAAGGAUGGAUGGAUGGAUGGAUGGAUGGAUGGAUGGAUGGAUGGAUGGAUGGAUGGAUAGAUGGAUGGAUGGCAGGAUUGAUGGAUGAGAAACUCAAAAACUGCAUAGGAACCCUUUGAAAACAGAUUUCACCCACAUUUUAUUUUGGCACAAAUAUUAGAAGAAUAAAACUAUUUGUCAAAUAAACAAAGUAUCUUGUAGAUUCCCAAUUAUGUUUAAUAUUAUAUGUCUGUAUAGAAACAUAGAUAAAUAAAAAGAUGAGAAAGUUGAUGACA
Messenger RNA from Cyprinodon tularosa, 1625 nucleotides. RefSeq names its product guanylate kinase 1b (gene guk1b). NCBI's taxonomy places the organism in Eukaryota, Metazoa, Chordata, Actinopteri, Cyprinodontiformes, Cyprinodontidae. Gene Ontology annotation, cellular component: cytosol. Gene Ontology annotation, biological process: purine nucleotide metabolic process. The record is from RefSeq and is a predicted model, not a curated record. Gene Ontology annotation, molecular function: GMP kinase activity. The transcript is spliced from 9 exons. Bases 162 to 863 code for a protein of 233 amino acids.